AUGGGACAAGAGAAACGGGGGGACUUUUGUGAAGGCUCGAUGAGCGGAUACGACGGAAGGCUUCGGGAGCCGAGGUCUUGGCUGUCGAAGCCCUCUCUGACGACGUGGCAGCUGGACCACAUUGUUGAACCGAGAAAGCCUGGACGUAUCAAAAUACCAAAUCUUUGCAUUUGCGGCGUCUCGACCGUCUCUUUUACGGCGCCACUCGCCUACCCCUCGGAACCUACUAACGUCUUCAACCAAUGGGUAAAAUCUAGUUCUCGCGGACUUGAUCGCUCACUCUCGCCAGUCAACAGGUGGACAUAUCUUCCGUUUCGGCCCCCUGUUCUUCGCAUACGGAUCAGCAACAUGGCAUACUUUAACGCCAUCGCCAUCGCCACCGCACACGAGACCCAGAUCCGCCAGUACAUAGAGGCGCUAAAGGAUGUGGUUUUCGAGUGUCUCGCCCCCGACUGGCUCUUCCAAAUGAAGGGAUACGACGCGCGGCAGUUCAUGGAAAGGUUCCAAAACGAACUCGAGCUUGUCAGGACCGCCCAGGCCUUGUACGAGAAAGGAAGCCGCAGGACGAGUUCCAUCAUCGCGACCCUGGAUCGCGAGGGCCGAUUCGCCACCCUCGGGGAAGGCAUUGUCCCGCCCGUGUUUCCCCGUACGCCGCCUGCGCCGUUCGCGCCUUUCACCGUCGUCCGUCGUCGCCGUGUGCCGCCCCCGGAUUCGGACGAGGUACCUCCCAUGCCUCCUCAUCCUCCUCCUCCUCCUCCUCCUCCUCCUCCUCCUCCUCCUCCUCCUCCUCCUCCUCCUCCUCCUCCUCCUCCUCCUCCUCCCCCUCCCCCCCUGGAUACCGUCGUCGGCCCAGCCAACCCCCUUACCCGCUUCCUGAGUCGCGACGGCGAGACCUACGCCCACAUCAUGACCAGGUCCUUCGAGGCGCUGAGUUGCGCCAACCGGCUCGAGACCGUGGACCACCUUCUCCAGCUGGCGGUCCUGAUCGCCUGGCUUGUGCUUCGGGCCGAGCACCUGAAGGCGACCCUCUUUCGGGCGACGGGCGGGCUCUGGGGGACGACGCGAUUAGGGUCGGGCGGCAGGCUGUGGAGGCAGGCAUUCGUCACUGGCCUGAGAUCUAGGGACGUCGACGUGAUUGAGGAUGCCAGGGGCAUGCUGCAGGAAGCGUACGACGAGGUUGAGUUUGAAUGGCGCCGUGUUAUGCAGGAAUCCGUCGUUGAUUUGGUGGCCGACGACGAGGACGAUGAGGACGACGGAGCAUACGGAGGGGACGACGAAGAGGAAGCCGAAGCCGAAGCCGAAGACGGCCUGGGACAAUCACUGUGGGCACAAGAACCGUCGCAAGAGGAUAGUGUACCAUGGCUUGAGAUGGUGGAGCAAACACGCGUAUUUCAGCUUCGGAGGCCCUUCACUCUUCAGACUGUUAUUGGGCAUCCGCGAGAAAGCGAGAGGAAGAGGGAAGGAGACGACGAUAAGGAGAAUGUGGCGCCUCCUGAAUCGAGGAAACCCCAGAUAUACGCCCUCUUCUUCUUACUUCCAGUACUGCUCUACCUCGGCUUGAGCUCCCCCCACGCAUCCCUCGAACAGCAAUCCCUGCCUGACUGA
Messenger RNA from Sodiomyces alkalinus F11, 1605 nucleotides. RefSeq lists its product as hypothetical. Gene Ontology annotation, molecular function: microtubule binding; actin binding. Gene Ontology annotation, cellular component: actin filament; cytoplasm. The transcript has 7 exons. Gene Ontology annotation, biological process: actin filament polymerization. The record is from RefSeq and is a predicted model, not a curated record. Lineage: Eukaryota; Fungi; Ascomycota; Sordariomycetes; Glomerellales; Plectosphaerellaceae. The coding region runs from base 1 to 1605 and encodes 534 amino acids.